GCCGAGCGCCACGCCCUGACACACACCCACCCCCCCCCUCGCUGGCUCGCUCCGUCCCUCGUCUUCCUCCUCGCGCGAGCGCCGCCGCCCCUCCCUCCCCAUCCCGCUGCCGGGCGCCGCUCCUCCACCGUAGGUAUCUAUCUCCCAUUCGAUUCUCUCGGUCCCGACCUCCCAUCACCCCACGAGGGCACGGACCCUUUAGUUCCCCGUCAUAAUCUUCCCCAAUUCGUAACUGAGGCAAAAAUCAAGGUAGGGCGGCCGCCCUACCUUGCCCUACCGGGUCCUCCGCCCGUGCAAUGCGUUGUGGAAGGAGUAGUGGAUAAUGGCAAUCCUUCGUUUCCUGUCACGUCAAAAUCUGAGAAAGUUUGCUGCUUCUUUCAAUCUCCUUAAUCCUUCCCAAAAGAUACUACUUCCACCUCACCCUGCGGCUCUCAGAACCAGUGUUAUUUCCCCUAGCAGAUGUGUAAGCCCCUUUUGCCCGUUUGUGAAUUCAUGGGGUGUUAGAUGGGCCAGCUAUGAAUCAGUGAAUCUGGUUCUGUCUAGCGAUGGGAAACCCAAGUUUGAGAUUGAGGAGGUGGAGCCCUCCAAGAAGGGGAGGUAUUUGACAAAGAGGCGUUUGAAGCUUCAGAGGAAGCGGGAGAAGAGGAAGAGAAAGGAGGCCAAUAAAAAUGAUCCAAGGCGUAUCAGACCCAAGGGGAAGAAAAUAAAACAGAAAUUUCCUACAGCUGAAGCUCGACUCAAAUACAAAAUCGAGAAGGCCAAAUUAAAAGAAGCUAUGUUGAUUGAGAAGCUAAAGAGAUAUGAGGUUGCUAAAGCUGAAGGCCCCGUGGCUAAACCAGAUGAUCUCAACGGCGAGGAAAGAUUUUAUUUGAAGAAAGUUUCACAGAAAAAGUCAAAUUAUGUACCAAUUGGAAGGCGAGGAGUUUUUGGAGGUGUAAUUCUGAACAUGCAUUUGCACUGGAAGAAACAUGAGACUGUCAAGGUCAUCUGUAAACCCUGCAAACCAGGGCAAAUCCAGGAGUAUGCAAGUGAGAUAGCUCGACUGAGUGGUGGUGUUCCUAUUAAUAUUGUUGGAAAUGACACCGUAGUCUUCUACCGAGGAAAGGACUAUGUUCAGCCAGAUGUCAUGUCACCGAUUGAUACACUAUCAAAGAAAAAGGCACUUGAAAAAUCAAAAUACGAACAGUCGCUGGAGACAGUUCGGCGCUUCAUUGCAGUAUCCGAAAAGGAGCUCGAACUGUACUAUCAGCAUGUCGCACUUUACGGAAAACCACAAUCCCAAAAUGCUGAUCUGAUUUAUGGUGAUGAUAGAAAAGCUUCUUCACGGGAAAUGGAGGAACUGAAUCAUGGGAAGGACCAAGGAUCUAUUCUGGCCAGUAAUACUAAUGGUUUCUCUGAUAUUGACAUCACGGAUACUUCCGAGUCUGAAGAAGAUGGUUUUAGUAGUGACUCUGAUGUCAAGGAUGAGUCAACUGGAGAUGUUAGGGACGGUUCUGAAGACACUGUUGUUUCUGAUCAUGGGGUGUUCUAGGGAGUGAAGUCCUCUUGUGGUACUGUGUCAGAACACUGAAUUACUUUAGAUUGAGCUACCACCUUGCAAGAUGGAACUUUUAUCAUUCACUUCAGAUAUACCUUGAUGCCUUUUUAUGACAAUGUUAAUGUGCUCAAUCACCACAUGCUUUGUACAUUGCUGCUAAAGUUUUAUGGUUCUCCUGUUGUCAGCUGCAAGUCUACAGUCAAGUUGCGAAAUUGGUUUCCCAUGGAAAAUUCAUGCUGUAUGCACUCAAACUCAGCUGUUAUCUUUCUUCUAUCACCAAAUGUUGUAAUCCAAGUUUGGUGGAUGCUUCGAAAAGUGCUCUCACCCCCUGGGUCAAAAAGGAAGCUCGGGAGCCUGCAGGAACACAGCUGUCAAAAGGCUAAAGUGUACAAUACCAGUGGCCUGCUGUAUUAUACUGCUCAAGAAAGGUUGCCCUCGCUUUUUGCCAGGCCAUCAGCCUCUAAUCCAGUGGGAUAAUUUCUGGUCAAAGCCUGAGUUUCGUCGUGAUUGCGAUCUCACAUGACUGAAAGAAUUCUGACUGCCCUUGAACCAUUGCGGUUCCCAUUUUGCCCUUGACGAUUGGUAACGGUGCUGCUGUUGUGUAGAUGGUUAGUUAAAUCUGCCAGCCAUUACAGGCUGCAAGGUUAUCUCCUGAGAAUCAGAUCAGACCAAGAGUCCAAGAGUUGGAACGUAUGUGGGUCAAUUGACUUGACUAUUCUGAAGAAAAUUAUAUUAUUGAUUUCGUUGGUUCACUUUGACGCAACAACUCUGUUGGAAAUUAAAAAUGCAAAUAGAGAGCACCUUACA
Messenger RNA from Brachypodium distachyon (stiff brome), 2344 nucleotides. RefSeq lists its product as uncharacterized. Gene Ontology annotation, molecular function: RNA binding. Lineage: Eukaryota; Viridiplantae; Streptophyta; Magnoliopsida; Poales; Poaceae. The transcript has 4 exons. The coding region runs from base 323 to 1531 and encodes 402 amino acids. The record is from RefSeq and is a predicted model, not a curated record.